Messenger RNA from Linderina pennispora, 2361 nucleotides. RefSeq lists its product as uncharacterized. The record is from RefSeq and is a predicted model, not a curated record. The transcript is spliced from 3 exons. Gene Ontology annotation, molecular function: guanyl-nucleotide exchange factor activity; protein binding. Gene Ontology annotation, biological process: septin ring organization; establishment of cell polarity. The coding region runs from base 1 to 2361 and encodes 786 amino acids. Lineage: Eukaryota; Fungi; Kickxellomycota; Kickxellomycetes; Kickxellales; Kickxellaceae. Gene Ontology annotation, cellular component: division septum; nucleus; mating projection tip.
AUGGACCUGACCCGUCGUAAUCCGUCGUUCAAUGCUGGCGCGCCGGUUGGCGAGACCAGCACGCCGACGCAAAACAUGGACUCGAUUUUGAACCGCACAGCGCCGGCGACGUCGAUAUUCCAAAACAGCCUGAACCUCCUCGACAAGCUCGCAUGCAUCCCAGGCUUCGAGUCAUACCUGUCCUCGUUGCUCGACGACAGCAGCCGGGAUGCGCCUGGCGGGUCGCAGUACCUCGACCCCAUCCAGCUGCUGUGGGACACGUUCCGCCAGGGGACAAGUCUGUGUGUGCUGUACAAUGCCCUGGGACCGGCGGAGCCGCUUCGGACAACGCUUGACGACGUGCCGAACACAUUGAACCAGCGCAAGGACCGGGUGUACCGGUUUGUGAAGGCGUGCAAGGAGAACCAAAUUGUGCGGGAUGAGGACCUGUUCACAAUUUCGGACCUGUUCAAAGAUGACACGAAUUCGUUUGUCAAGGUCCUGAAAACAGUCGGGAUUGUGCUUGACGUCAUUGAGGGCCGCGGCCUGCUCGAUAUGAGCAAGCUGGAGAAGAAGCCGUCGGCGAGGUUUACCGAGACCCAGCUAGGCCCGCCGCAGGACAACCGGGAGCGCGUCAUCAAGGAGUUCGUCGAGACCGAGCGGAGAUAUGUGCAGGAUUUGGAGACUCUCCAGGGAUACAUGCAAGAGCUGCAGAAGCAAAACAUCAUCUCGAACGAGACAACUCGGUACAUGUUUGCCAACCUCAACUCGAUGGUGGACUUCCAGCGGCGAUUCCUGAUCGGCGUCGAGGCCAACGCGUCGCACCCGCCCGAGGACCAGCACUUUGGGUCUCUGUUCAUCAACAUGGAGGAGGGCUUUGCCGUCUACGAGCCGUACUGCGCUAAUUUCACACGUGCGACAAAGCUGUGUGCAUCCGAGGAGCAGGCCCUGCAGAAACUGGCCCACGUAAUUGAGCCGCACUACGAGCUGCCGUCGAUGCUGAUCAAGCCCGUGCAGCGUAUCUGCAAGUACCCGAUGAUGAUGGACGAGCUGGCCAAGUUUUACGACAAGGAGUCUGCCACGCACCAGGAGCUGAAGCAGGGCGUGGCGGCCAUCAACCGCGUUGUCGAGCAGGUCAACGAGGCAGAGCGCAAGGAAGGCAACCUGGCUGUCGUGAGCGAGCUCGAGGAGCGCGUCGAGGACUGGAAGGGCUACUCGAUCUCGACAUUCGGCGAGCUGUUUUUGCACGACACCUUUGUCAUGUCGACAACGGGCGUGGAGCGUGAGCUGUACAUCUACUUGUUUGAGAACAUCCUGAUUUGCUGCAAGGUGGUCAGCGAGCGGGACAGGCGCCGCACCAACAGGGUCCGGUCCAACGGGCUGCAGCUCAAGGGCCGAAUCUUCCUCUACAGCAUACACAGCAUCGUCGACACCACCCGCGACAACCAGCUCAGCUUGACCAUCUACUGGCGUGAUGUCGUCAUGGAGAACUUUAGUCUGGCGUGCCGCUCCGAGGACCAGCUCAAGCUGUGGAAGAGCACCAUGGACCGUCUGAUUGCGCGUACCAACGAGAAGACCAUGCAGGCCAAGGCUGCCGCUGAGCAGGCACAGCUGGGCAUCUCGGGAAGCCAGAUGUCGCGCGGCCUAGGCAGCAUGCAGAGUGGUGACUACGACAGCGAGGACGAUGUUUCUGCGAGCCGUCGCGGGCGGUACUCGGAAGGCUCGAGUCUUACUGCUGCCAUGCGCCACGAGAAGCAGCAGCAGCAGGGCGGGCUCACCCCAAUGGGCAGCAGCAUGUACUAUGGCAACCACAUGAUGCCGCCGCUGCCCGUGCCCUCGAUGCCGCGCAACGAGACCGACCCCUAUCCUAAAGCAGCAGCAGCAGAACGUGAUGACCAGCAUGGUGUCGUCACCGAUCCCAACUGCCUUCAGCUCGGCGAUGUCGCCGAUCACGCCCAACGGCACCAACGGCGUAACCACGCCGGCGCCGCGGAUGGGCACCCCGCCUGUGAUGACAGCGGCAGUACACGCAGCACGCCGGUGCCCAGCAACCAGGCACGGCCGACCAAGGUCAAGGUGCAUUUCCAGGAGGACAUCUUUGUCAUUGUCGUCAAGCCCGACAUCCAGUUCAAGGACCUGGUGGAGCGCGUCGAGCGCAAGAUCAAGAUCUGCGCUGGUCCACGGGUCGGCAUCACCGGCGGGCUGGAGCACGACCUGGCUACGUCACCGCCGCUGGGUAUCCGCUUGAGGUACCAGGACGAGGACGGUGAUAUGAUUAUUAUUGGAUCCAACGACGAUGUGCAAAUGGCGUUCGAGUCGGCCAAUGCCUCGAGGAGCGAUGCGACGGUCAUGGGCACGCUGAAUAUCUUUGCGUCAGUCUAA